Molecule: messenger RNA, 1698 nt
Organism: Metarhizium album ARSEF 1941
Lineage: Eukaryota; Fungi; Ascomycota; Sordariomycetes; Hypocreales; Clavicipitaceae
Product: stromal membrane-associated protein
Exons: 2
Coding region: 1-1698 (565 amino acids)
Biological process (GO): intra-Golgi vesicle-mediated transport; endocytosis; endoplasmic reticulum to Golgi vesicle-mediated transport
Cellular component (GO): Golgi apparatus
Molecular function (GO): metal ion binding; GTPase activator activity
Source: RefSeq, a predicted model, not a curated record
AUGUCUCGACGCCCACCGAACCCCGCUGCCGACCGGGCGGCGCAAAACCAGGCCACCAUAAAAAACCUCCUGAGGUUGGAGCCUAACAAAGUGUGUGCCGACUGCAAGAGGAAUAAGCAUCCAAGAUGGGCCAGCUGGAACUUGGGCGUCUUCGUCUGUAUUCGAUGUUCUGGCAUUCACCGAGGCAUGGGAACCCACAUUAGCAGAGUCAAGUCUGUUGACCUCGAUUCCUGGACCGAUGAGCAAAUGCAGAGCAUACUGAGCUGGGGAAACGCUCGCGCCAACAAAUACUGGGAAGCCAAACUUGCUGCUGGCCACGCCCCGUCCGAAGCCAAGAUCGAAAAUUUCAUCCGAACCAAAUAUGAGCUGAAGCGAUGGGUCAUGGAUGGGCCCAUGCCGGACCCGUCAACCCUUGAUGUCGACGGUGACGAUGAUGUUCCGUUGAGUUUGGUCAAGGAGAAGCAGGUCAUUGAGAGGAAGGAGUCAAUCAGGAAGGCAUCCAUCGGCAAAUCCCAGGCGCCGCACCAUGCUUCGGCGCCCGAGGGCGAUCUGAUCGGCGGUGACGAUGCAGUUCUCUCGCCAUCAGCCAGGGCUGCACCUCUGGCUGCAAAAGUAGCACCCAAAGCUGAGCCCGCAGCCCCCAAGACAACAAACACACGAGACUCGUUGCUUGGCCUGGACUUUCUGGGAGGCUCAACUGCCCCUCCUCGUCCAGCCAGCACUCCCGGCGCUGCUUCGCAUGGAGCACAGUCACGCCCGGACCUUAAGCAGUCGAUUCUCUCGCUCUACGCUUCAGCACCCAAGCCGCAGCCCCAGCAACAAGCGUUUGGGGGUAUGGGCCACCAACCGCAAACAUCAAUAGGAGGUUUCAACGAUGCUUUCGGUGGCCUGAAUCUAUCGUCCACGGCAAGCCCUAAGCGUGCUGCUGCCGACCCCUUCGCCAGCCUUGGAAGCGCCUCUACAAGCAACCGAGCUACCUCCCAGACAUCCAAUACUAGCAGUGCGUUCGGUGGUCUCAGCGGAGGCGGCUUUUUUGACCCAAAGCCUGUCCAGCCGGCGGUCUCGCAUCAGCAUAAGCCUUCCAACUCUGGAUUCGGAGGAUUUACUUCCAUCUCCACCCCCCCGACUCAGACGGCUACUGCGCCGGCGCCCGGGCCCUCCCAGUCCUCAUCCUCCGCCAUGGGCGAUCUCUUCGACCUUUCAGCUCCAACGUCCCAGAGCUCCCCUCCGCCGCCUCAGGCCUCUUCGGCGUCUGCAACGGCCAACUCUGCGUUCGCGCUAUCGUCUCCACAAAUCAAGCCAGCGGCUCCCGCUCCUACCGCAACUUCAUCAGCUUUUGGAUCCGCCGCUAUGUCGGCUGCUGAUGUCUGGGGAUCUAGCGAGUGGACAACGCCUGCUUCUGCAGCGGCAACAGGUCCGACGGCGCAAGCACUCCCGAGUCCUCAGCAGGCCAAGGCCCCGGCUCCAGUUCCAGUCGCGGCAGCUGAUUUCGGAUGGGGAAAUCCCAGUUCUUCUUUUGCCAAUACCGCGAUUGUGCCUGGCUCCGGUGGAGGUUUCAACCCUGCGCCAAAGGUGACUGCAGACGAAGAAUUUGGAGGCUGGGCAAGCAGUACCGGGCCAUCUGAUACAGGCAAACCUGCUGCUCCAAAGUCAGGCUUUGGCGGCGACGAUGAUCUCUUCUCCAAUGUGUGGCAGUAG